AUGUUUCUCAGAAUGCUCGUCCGAGCUAGCGUUGCGCUAUUAGCUGGAGUAUCCGUAACUCACGCCGUCUCUGCUCAAGUUGUCGAGGACAGUCUCAGUACUUCAGAAGCAGGGCACAUCGAGAUUCAAUCCACCGUUCACAAUGCAACUGGGAUUCGCUAUGUCAAGAACUCAGGAAUCUGUGAAACAACCCCAAAUGUUACCCAGAUUUCUGGUUACAUUGACGUUGGAACAAACAUGUCCAUGUGGUUUUGGUUCUUUGAGUCUAGAAACUCACCAGAAACAGCCCCAUUCACUCUAUGGUUGAAUGGCGGCCCUGGAUGUUCGUCUAUGAUCGGAUUGUUCCAAGAGAACGGGCCAUGCUUAGUGAAUGCCGACCUUAAUUCGACCACUCUUAACCCCUACAGCUGGAAUGGUCUCAGCAACAUGAUAUACAUUGACCAGCCUAUCGGGACCGGAUUUUCUUACGGUACUGACACGGUAAACAGCACGGAAGCCGCUGCGCCUUUUGUAUGGACUGCAUUCCAGGUUUUGUUUGAAAGCCAGCUAUUUGCGAAGUAUGCCAGUCGAGAGUUCAUCUUUGCCACAGAAAGCUAUGGUGGUCACUAUGGUCCCAGUUUUGUGACCUACUUCGAAGAGCAAAAUGCCUUAAUCGCUAGUGGGGCAAUCGAUGCUAUUCCAGUUGUUGUCAGCGCUCUGAUGAUCAACAAUGGCUGGUAUGAUCCCCUGAUUCAGAACAUCGCGUACCUAACCUUUGCGACCUAUGCCCCUGGCUAUGGACAACUCCAGCCAGACGACGUACUCAAGAACAUUUCGGAUUUCGUCUACGGUCCCGAUGGUUGCGUAGCGCAAGAGAAUGCUUGUUACGCUGCUGGAACUUCCACUCACUCAAACAAGAUUUGUCGGGAUGCCGAUAAUUACUGCAUCGACAAUGUCUUCAUCCCUGCUGUGGGCGACCUCGACAGCUAUGAUUUACGUCAAAAUUCAUCUGCUUUAUUCCCCCCUGAAUACUACAUGUAUUAUUUGCGGCAGAAGGAUGUCGUGAAGAAGAUCGGUGCUCAGGUCAGAUACGAAGAAUGCCCAGAUGCACCCUAUGAACUGUUUGCGAAGACAGGCGACGAUGCUAGAACAUGGCUACCCCAGCUAUCGGCUCUGGCCGACUCUGGGAUGAAGAUUUUGAUUUGGGCUGGAGAUGCUGACAUUAAUUGCAACUGGCUUGGGGGUCAUGCGUCAGUCCUAGCAAUGGAUUGGUAUGGCAAUGAGACGCUCCAUAAUACCCCAUUCACCAAUAUGACAAUCAACGGCGCGCCUGUUGCGGCCGUGCAGAAUGUCGACAACUUCACCUUUGCACGGGUGUAUGGUGCUGGACACGAAGUGCCUGCCUUCCAGCCCCAAGCAGCUUUGGAGAUUUUCUCGCAGAUUAUUAAGAAGGAGCAACUUCACUCCGUCUAA
Messenger RNA from Suillus clintonianus, 1452 nucleotides. RefSeq names its product Alpha/Beta hydrolase protein. The transcript is spliced from 15 exons. The record is from RefSeq and is a predicted model, not a curated record. The coding region runs from base 1 to 1452 and encodes 483 amino acids. Lineage: Eukaryota; Fungi; Basidiomycota; Agaricomycetes; Boletales; Suillaceae. Gene Ontology annotation, molecular function: serine-type carboxypeptidase activity. Gene Ontology annotation, cellular component: fungal-type vacuole. Gene Ontology annotation, biological process: proteolysis.